Gavia stellata (red-throated loon) is the source of this 666-nucleotide messenger RNA. It is a transcript of the gene TIMP4, whose product is annotated as TIMP metallopeptidase inhibitor 4. Gene Ontology annotation, molecular function: metalloendopeptidase inhibitor activity; protease binding. The coding region runs from base 1 to 666 and encodes 221 amino acids. The transcript is spliced from 5 exons. The record is from RefSeq and is a predicted model, not a curated record. Gene Ontology annotation, cellular component: extracellular matrix. Gene Ontology annotation, biological process: negative regulation of membrane protein ectodomain proteolysis; negative regulation of endopeptidase activity. NCBI's taxonomy places the organism in Eukaryota, Metazoa, Chordata, Aves, Gaviiformes, Gaviidae.
AUGAAUCCUGUCCCGAGUACCUUGUUGUUUUCAGUGCUUCUACUUCUGACCCACAGAAUUCGGGAGCUGGUGGAGGCGUGCAGCUGUGCCCCCGCUCAUCCGCAGCAGCUCAUCUGCGACUCGGCUUUAGUGAUUCGAGCAAAAAUAUCCAGCGAAAAGGUGGUUCCUGCCAGUGAUGAUCCUCUUGAUACCCACAAAAUGAUCCGGUAUGAAAUCAAACAAAUAAAGAUGUUUAAAGGAUUUGAAAAGCUCAAGGAUGUCCAGUACGUCUACACCCCUUUUGAUUCAUCACUCUGUGGAGUGAAACUCGAAGCUAACAAUAAAAAACAGUAUCUUUUGACAGGCCAAAUUUUAAGUGAUGGUAAAGUCCUCAUCCAUUUAUGCAACUACAUUGAACCAUGGGAUGAUUUAUCCUUGUCUCAAAAGAAGAGUCUUAAUCAGAGAUAUCAAAUGGGCUGUGGCUGCAAAAUUACUACCUGCUACAUGGUGCCCUGUUCAAUCACUACACCAAAUGAGUGCCUCUGGACAGACUGGCUGAUAGAAAGAAAGCUAUACGGGCACCAAGCCAAGCAUUAUGCCUGUAUCAAGAGAAGUGAUGGCACUUGCAGCUGGUACCGAGGUGGUCCUCCCCCAGAGAAGGAGUUUAUUGAUAUCAGCGAACCUUAA